Messenger RNA from Necator americanus (New World hookworm), 1962 nucleotides. RefSeq lists its product as uncharacterized. The transcript is spliced from 20 exons. The coding region runs from base 1 to 1962 and encodes 653 amino acids. The record is from RefSeq and is a predicted model, not a curated record. Gene Ontology annotation, biological process: transcription by RNA polymerase II. NCBI's taxonomy places the organism in Eukaryota, Metazoa, Nematoda, Chromadorea, Rhabditida, Ancylostomatidae.
AUGGAUCGAAGCAUAUUUGUAAAGAGGCCUACUGCUAGUGAGACAGAGGAUGAUAUUCUUGCUAUGCAAGCGGAAUGGGAAGCUAGAAAAGCUAAGGAAAGCAAGCCUACUGUUCAAAUUCAUCGACCGAAAGGAAAAUCAUCUGUUUCUACCAAUUCUGAAGACGUUACGAGAAAGCCACGGACUUUCAAAUCGAUAUCGUCACGAAAUUUACGGGAAGGAGGUCGGUUCUUCAUCGAUCUCGAUAAAAUAACUGAGGAAUGGUCUAAUCGGGUUCUUUUCGACGUUGAGGAACGAAACUCAGAUUGGUUGGAUUCUGAUCAUAGCGAUGAGCUCACUCGUCGAGGAUUUGAAAAGUUGCAGUAUUCCACUGAUGAAGGAUUUCCCGAAGUUCUCGAUCUCACCGCAUAUUACAAGCAGGAUGCUGAAGUGAAGAGAGUUGCUGAAGGGAAGAGCUUUUUUGCAGCGGAAUUUGAUCGCUUGCAUGGGAAAAUAGAAGAAGCCUCCCCCUUAUUGGACGACCAGGAAAAAAACAUAGAUGCAGAAGAAAAUUAUGCGACAGAAAACGAUAAAUACUUGGCUAGUCUAAAUCAGGAAGAAAUCGAUCAACUAAAGAAGGAAAUUGCUGAGAAAAUAAAUCCAGCAACCAUUGCCUUCCUAAAGAAUCGUCACAACACCAAAGCGAGUGCGAACGAAAAGAACAAAUCUACAGUUUCAAAGUUCAAAGCAUCUCGGAAGACCGGGCCUCCGCCGGACAAUCCAUCUGGGAAGAAAUUUGAAUCGCCAAAACCACAUCAAGUACCGCCGCCACCUCCACCUGUGGUUCAAGAAAUGCUUGAUCAACUUGAAGUUCUAGACGAGUUUCCUGAUCGUAGUGAACAAGAAAAGUACAAUCGGCUGGCUACGGAUGCAGUCCAACUAGACUUUGCCACAAAGUGUUUGCGUAGUGUUGCCCCACGUCAACAGAGAAACGCUGUGAAGUUGUUCGAUAAUUGUAAAAUUGCACCUAGCGGAAGCAAAGAUCCCAUCCUCGACCUUGCCCGUUCCCGUAUCGAAGAAAUAAAGGAACUAUACUUGGAGGAAAUCAAGUCAGGGAAUGAGACGUUUUUCCAAUUUGCUGCUGGCGUUAAUCCUCUUGUGGAUGGGUCCUGGACAUUGGUUCCUAUUCGACGAGUGCUUGACGCCAUACAUAAAAGAGAAAGCGAUGCUUCCGAAGAUGACAUUGACAUUGUCCGACUUGCCUUGUUAUGGACGUUGUUACUGCAUGACGAAAGACUUACGGCGUUUUUGGCUUUCGCGGAUGCCAACGAUAUUUACGUUAGAUUGGCAGAGGUGCUGCUCGUAGGACGUGACGUACUUGCCGACGACGUUAUAGCAACUUGUUAUUCUCGCCUUCUCACUGGAUAUGUUCUUAAGACAGCAUUAGACGGUCGACUGUGUUUUCGCAUGGAAUGCCGAGUAGCUGGAUUGGAUGCGUUCAUGCCUUUCUUCGAAGAUUUACUCGUGCAUUUUGAAGAGUAUUCCGUAGGAGACGUCAGCUUUACCAAAACCUUACUCAUCGGCGCAUACUUGAAUUCUGCUGCUCGUGACAGUUUGGAAUGCCGUUUCGCUAUUUGGUGUCCCAAGAAGAACACAGCUAGACAGAUUACGACCAGCAUAAGUGACGCUGCAGAUAUCUUGAGCCAUAUUCGGCGACUUUCUACCGAGCAAGCUUCUGUUUUUGAAGAACAGCACUACGUCCAGUACACUUCAUUAUUGGGCGCUUAUGCAGGAUCAAUUCGAGAUGAGAAGGUGACUCGUGACCGUAAUCCACUUAUGUUUGCCAUAGCAGCGGAAGAGCUUGGGAACUUUAUACAACGGCACACGAGACAGGAUUCUUCUGUGAACAAUAGUAAGGUGAAAGAAUUCGAUAUGUUGGUCGAAAUCAUUCGAGGGACUGUCAAGGGUAAACUUGAUCUUUGA